CAUCUACCCUUUCGGAACCCUAAGAGCUCCCCUUUUCUCUGAUUGAUUUCCAGAAUAUGGUAGAAUCUGGAGGUUUUAAGUCUUAUGCUACCAGAAAUUCCAAAUAUGGUUGUGUAGUUCGUUCAGUUUCUGCAUUAGUUUUGCUUUUCUUGGUCUAUAAUCAUGUUAAUUUCCUGCAAAAAAACCGGGUUCUGCAUCCUCAGUGGAACCUGAAAGGGGGUUCAAAAUUUGAUUACCAGGGGAGGGUUAUCCGUAGAAGUAUUGUAGAAGUUAAAGGUACUAACUUUACCGUUGAUGACUCGGUUAAUUUGACGGUGAAUGAUCCCAAAUUCUGUUCGGGAUUGUUGGAGCAUAAGGGUUACAGAACCAGGUGUGAGUAUUUGGUUGCACACCCAGAGUGCACAACAGGAGGGUUUUUCAGUUAUGAGAGAUUCUUCUAUUGUAGUUGCCAGAAAUUCAGUUUUUUGGGGUAUGUUGUGUUGGGUGUGUGGUUGGUUGCGUUGUUUUAUAUGCUGGGAAACACUGCUGCGGAUUACUUCUGUUGUUCUCUGGAAAAGCUUUCCAAUUUAUUGAGGAUGCCGCCCACGCUUGCGGGGGUCACUUUGCUGCCACUGGGGAGUGGAGCUCCGGAUGUGUUUGCGAGUAUUGCAGCUUUUGUGGGCAAAAAUGCUGGUGAAGUGGGUCUCAAUAGUGUAUUGGGUGGAGCUGUUUUCGUGACUUGUGUUGUUGUAGGGACAAUUUCGCUUUGUGCGGCAGAAAGGGGAGUUCAAGUUGAUAGGAAAUGCUUUGUUAGGGAUGUAUCCUUCUUUCUGUUUACUUUGGUAUCACUUGCUCUGAUUUUGAUUGUUGGUGAAGUGUCCAUAGCGCAUGCAAUAGCUUUUGUUUCCAUCUAUCUGGUGUAUGCAUUUGUUGUUGCUGCUGAUGAGAUUUUGAGGAAAUAUGCUCGGACAUUUGCUGCAACUCCGUUGCUUCCUGUUAAGGGAAGUCUGUUUUUGAAUGAAAAUAGAGAGGGUGACUCAGUCUAUGAUUCUCUACUUCACUCUGAUUCUGAAAGUGAUGAUGUACCCUGUCUUGAAAGGAAGUUACCUCACUGGAUGUGGGCUUCACAUAUGGCAAUUUAUUCAAAUGAGGCUAUGAAGGCCAUUCCUGAUAGUCCUAGAUGGGGUUGGAAUGAUAAGGAAAGAAUUGAUAAUCGAUCUUUCUGGUCUUGUUCUAAAAUACUUUCAUUGCUGGAGAUGCCGCUGAUACUUCCCAGGCGAUUGACUAUUCCUAUAGUUGAAGAGGAACGAUGGUCCAAGGUGUAUGCUGUUGCUAGUUCUACACUGGCACCUAUUCUUCUGGCUUUCUUAUGGUACGCCAAAGAAGAUUCAAGUCCUCUGAGUGGUGAAAUUGCAUACUUCAUUGGUGUUUUCUUGGGUGGUACACUUGGUGUUCUUGUUUAUCUAUACACAACAGCUGAUCAUCCACCUCAGAAAUUUUUACUAGCUUGGGUUUUGGGAGGAUUUUUAAUGAGUAUUGUCUGGUUUUACAUUGUUGCAAAUGAGCUUGUUGCUUUGUUGGUGUCUCUAGGUGUAAUCCUUGGGAUUAAUCCAUCAGUCCUUGGUCUAACUGUAUUGGCAUGGGGCAAUUCAAUGGGCGAUUUGAUGUCGAAUGUUGCACUGACAAUGAAUGGUGAGGACGGUGUGCAGAUUGCCAUGUCAGGGUGCUAUGCAGGACCAAUGUUCAACGUGCUUGCUGGUCUGGGGAUCUCAAUGCUGCUUGGAGCCUUGUCUAAUAGACCAUCACCAUAUUCAGUUCCCAGAGACGAUAGCUUGUUUUAUACAAUAGGAUUCCUAACAACAGGACUCCUUUGGUCGCUCAUUAUAUUGCCACGAAAUGAUAUGCGUCCUAGCAAGAUGUUGGGGAUAGGCCUAAUGGUGAUCUACUCAAUUUUUCUCAUCUUUAGGGUGGGCUUAUCCAUGGGUGUGAUAUCAGUGAUUGGUGCAGAUUGAGUUGUCUUGCCCUCUAGUGAAGUGUUCUUAAUGAUGUCUGCAAAGUAUGAAUCAGUUUGAGCUUCACAAAGGUCAGUCUCUAUAUGACUGAUAGACUAUAGGAUGAGUUUUCUUGAUCUGCUUGGCUUUGUAAAUGGUGAUGAUCAUGUCUUGCAAAUUGCAAUUAAAGAGUACAUAAUCUCAUUGAUUCAUGUUGCAAAGUGACAUUAAUUUUGGGAAACUUCUGUCGGAUAAAGGUUACUGAAGGCG
Molecule: messenger RNA, 2240 nt
Organism: Rubroshorea leprosula
Lineage: Eukaryota; Viridiplantae; Streptophyta; Magnoliopsida; Malvales; Dipterocarpaceae
Source: the annotation of a GenBank genome assembly